GUGGAGCCGUGGACUAGUUCAGUUGACUUGCCCCUUCUCCCUCCACCUCUAGCGUGCACUCUGGCUCGAACUUUGGAUAACCUGCAGGCACCGGAGAAGCCAUAGGGAUCAAGAACUCCACCGCGGCCUUUGCCCAGGGCUAGGGCAGCACCCAAGGCCGGCUGGUGCGAGUGGAAGUCCUCGUCCUCUUCAGUGCCUUGAUCUGGCUCCUGGUCGAGUUGUUCGGCGCACAUCGGCUGCGGCAUAACCAUGGGUUCUUCCGCUUCUUCGUGUGGCCAGUGUACACGCUCUUCACCGUGCUUGGCCCUUACACCAUCGGAUUGCUGCAAGACGGUCCCUUCCGCAACCAAACGUUCGUCCUAUGGGGCACCAUCCUCCUCAUCCAAGUGAGUGCUGAUUCCCUCUCCAUUUACAGCAUCCAUGACAUUGAGCAAAGGAAGAGGAUGCUCGUGCAGCACAUGCUAUAGAUCAUCCUCGUGCUUUGGCAGAUUGUGAAUUGCAAAGGUCACAACAAAUGCUACACUGCAACCAUUUGGAUAUUCUGGAUUCAGAGCAUCAUUUUGACGUACAGAAAGUCUGGGGUUUUGAGCAACGCGAGCGAAAAAGGAGGUUUGCUGAAGCAGUCAAAAGUGGUUGCUGAUUACAUGAUGACUGAGCAUGAGCAAAUACCUCCGGGAGUCACUCCGAAUCCUAAAACAAUGGAAGGGUACAAGUACAUAUUCCACGGUGAAGAAAAAGAAGCUGUCUUGCUUCUCAAAGCACCUGAAUAUAAAGUUGGAUUUAACGAGGUGAUAGCGACCAAAUGCACCACCAUCGAUUCUGUAUGGCGACGGAUCGAGAGUCACAGAUUUCUCACCAAGGAAGCUGCGGAAACAGUGAAGGACGUUGCGCUCUCCUUCUCAUUGUUUAAAUUGUUGAAGCGUAGAUUGUGUGGGUACCAAAUUGGUGAAGCUGGCCGCGCCAAGACAUUAGAUUUCGUUCUUAAUGGGCUCAUCUCUGAAGAAGGAGGUGGGACAUAGUGGACGAGCUCCAUAGGUAUGAAAAACCCAGGAGGAGGUCGUCAGCAGCGUCUGCUAUUUCUAAACCUGCUAUUUCUAAAGUAAAUGGUGAAGCACGGAAAUGCUGGCAGAGAGCGCUUGGGCAGUACUCCCUGUUACUCGACUUCGACUACCACUCAUGGAAUGUACUACCGCUUUUGUCACUAGGUCUUGUAGACAAAACAAGAGAGGGACAGAAGGCUGGGAAAAAGAUCAUGUUGACAAAUGAAAUCAUCAGGCGCGUCCUUUCUGGGUUCAAAGGGAGCAAUGGGCAGCUACAAGAUGGGCAGUCGGCUCUUGCCAGAAAUCAGUUGCUAAGCCAAUUCUCAUGGUCGUGCACCCUUCCCACACACAUCCAUAAGAUUCUCGUAUGGCACAUCGGGACGACCAUCGCCAUGGAUGGGCACCUGGUUCCCCGGACCGGCGACCACCGUGUCGCCAAGACGCUGUCGGAUUACUGCGCCUACCUAGUAGCCUUUGUUCCAUACAUGCUGCCCGGCCAUGGCUACGACAACCAGUGCAUCUUCGACGCCGUGAUCAUGGAGGCUGGGGAAGGCCUCACCGGGUGUGACACAGUGAGCAACAGGUGUGAUAGGCUAAUGGCAAUGGUCCUGCCGAGCGACAGCAGCUGCACAAUCCUGCAGCUGGGGGGCAAGCUCGGGAGAGAGCUUAGAGGCGUGGCUCCGGAGGAGCGGAGGUGGAAGGUGCUGGCUGACUUCUGGGCCGAGUUCGUUCUCUUCCUAGCGCCGUCAAGCAAUGUUGAGAUCCACGCCGAGAAGCUCGCCGCCGGCGGGGAGUUCAUGACCCAUCUCUGGGCACUGCUCACACACGCCGGCGUUCUGGAGUGCCCCUCGACGACCGCCGAUGUGGGAGGUAACAAUGGUGCCCCUGCACAUGAUUCUCGUGUUUGAGCGAUGCAAACAUUCUUCAUCCGCGUCGGCUUCUGCUGGAGUAAUUGAUUUAUUAUGAAUGUCCGUUCGUCGGAUUUGAAGUUUAUUUGGGUAUAGUACAGGGUGAAUCUUGUUUUUCAUAUGGUCGUGUUUAGCAGUGUGCUAUAUUUUGUGUAAUAAAGGGGAGUUAAUGUCUGAUUUACUUUUGUGUGGCUUUAGGGGCAUUCGCCAAUUCGUUGUGAUGAGUUAUCCCUGUUGUGCAA
Messenger RNA from Panicum virgatum (switchgrass), 2190 nucleotides. RefSeq lists its product as uncharacterized. The transcript is spliced from 3 exons. The coding region runs from base 1253 to 1948 and encodes 231 amino acids. The record is from RefSeq and is a predicted model, not a curated record. NCBI's taxonomy places the organism in Eukaryota, Viridiplantae, Streptophyta, Magnoliopsida, Poales, Poaceae.